Gongylonema pulchrum is the source of this 477-nucleotide messenger RNA. The record is from the annotation of a GenBank genome assembly. NCBI's taxonomy places the organism in Eukaryota, Metazoa, Nematoda, Chromadorea, Rhabditida, Gongylonematidae.
AUGUUCGCGGGUGGUGUUAAUCCAAUGGAUGCUGUGGCUGGAAAAUUUGCCAAGCCAGUGGCUGUUCUUGCUGCGUUUUCGCAUCCUACGACUACAACCAAGUUUCUUCGCGAAACAUUUCCGAGUGCCCCUCCGACACCGAGAUCAGCAAAAAAAUUUCUCCGUGGCCGUGAACGUCCAUCCCUGUUCCCGAACGGAAUCAAUCCGCUUGAUGCAGCUGCUGAGAGAUUCGCAAAACCGGUGCCAACAGCUGUUUUUGCUGCGCGUGCGCAAUCAAUAGGGCCUGCAGGAUUGGCAGGAAUUGUUCCGGUGACACUUUUGAGUACGCCUUCAUCCAUACUGAAACAGAACAAAUUGACGCUGGAUCUGGAACUGGAAUUUUAUGAAAUGCUGGCACCGUUAAGAGCAUUGCCUGAGCAUAUUUUCGACAAUUUAGAAGUAGCAGUGAAAGCUGUUUCGUUGGAAAAGAGACUGUAA